UGAGAGUUUCCAGACCGAGCUUAACAGGUAUAAUUCAUUGUUGAUAGAGGUGAUAACUGCAGGUGGCAUUUGAGGUGCGAGUCUGUCGGAAAAGAUGGGGCACGUGCGCAAGCAGUUGCAUCUGCCGCUUGCUGCUGUUUGUAUAUUGCUGGGGGGGUUGGCGGGUGCGCAGCUGGUCAGCAGGAUAACCCCCUAUGCUGGAAGCAUCAAUGGCGGAACGAGACUGACGAUAGAGGGUGAAGGUUUUGCCAGUCAGUUCAGUUUAAAUGCUGAUGACCCAAACCUUGGCAACAGUGUGAUUCUGGUGUCUCAGACAAGAUCUAUUCCCUGCAAUGUCGAAACAAUCAGUCACUCCAAACAGAUCAUGUGUUUUACAAGACAUCUGCCAGAAGAUAACUAUCACAUACAUGUCAGUGUGGAUGGUGUGCCUAUUCCUGCAAGUCAAAUGUGUAAUGGCGUCUGGUGGGGGUGGUGGUAUAGCGACUGCAGGUUCCAGAGUAGAAUGUACAAUACACCGACCAAAAAGAGUAUUAGCCCACUGUCAGGUCUUCCAGGGACUGUGGUUACAAUGAGAGGAAGAAUUAUUACUGAUGUGUAUGGAAACAAUAUAGACAGAAGUUCCAAUGGUCGCAAUACAAGAUUUGUGAGUUUUCUCAGGGCAUACAUGGGUGGCAUGCCUUGUGAACUACUAAAACCCAAUUCAGAUGAAAAGUAUGGCCUGAAAUUGGACUAUGAAAGGGGUAGCUGGGGAUACAUGAGUUGCAAAAUGACAGGAACUUAUGUUGGUCAUCAUAACCUAAGUUACAUUCUGGAUGGUGAAUAUGGGAGGAGUCUACCAGACCAGAGGCUUUUCAGUGUUUCUGCAUUAAACAAGCUUGCCAUGUUCCAGACAUAUGCAGAGGUGACAGGAGUUUCUCCGUCUGAGGGCAGCGUGUUGGGCGGCACUUUACUCACCAUUCACGGACGCUACUUUGAUGAGACCGACCGGCCAGCUGUGGUUUUAGUAGGAGGUCACAAGUGUCAGAUUCAGAAUGUAUCAGAUGAGAAGAUAGUCUGCAUGACCCCUGGUUAUAAAAGGACCAACAUGACAGUGUUUCCAGGCAGCAGAGGAUUACAAAUGGAGAUGUGGAAUGACACUUAUACAGACAAUCUGGAGGACGUCCUGGACUACAAUGCCAGCAGACCGGGUUAUUCUGUACAGUGGGUGGAUUCUCUGUCCUAUGUGUGGCCCACUGCAAUGAAUGACUUUGUGGCUCGACUGCGUGGUUUCUUUGUUCCGACGGAGACAGACAACUACUACUUCCUAAUCAAUGGAUACAGUUACAGUUAUUGCCUGUUGUAUUUCAGCAAGACAGGUGUUCCCCAGGAUAAAGUUAGGAUGGCACCGGUUUACUCCUAUUACUCCCAUUACUCCCAGGGAUCAGAGGUUAUGCGCUUAGAGAAGGGAAAAUCGUACUACAUUGAGGUUCUAGUGCAGGGAUAUUAUUCAGUCGAAGUGGGCUUUUUCAAAGAGAUCAGCCCGUUCACAGCCCAGCAGACAAGAGAAGCUGUUCAAGAGAAACAGCAGAUAAUCGCCAUCUAUGAUAUCUUUCCUGAGAAACAGGUGGUUAGUUUCGAAGGAUGGACACCAGUAAGCGCCACCCAAGAGGUGCAGACUAUGAGAAUCCGCAGUAACUGCUUUUCAAUGGUCUUCUGUGACAACACAUAUUACAUCCUGGCAUAUGGAAAUCAUAAAACAGGGCCGAUUCCAGUCAGUGCAUCAGCGCUGGAGUUGCAGAAAGCUCUGAAUAAUUUGUGGACAAUAAAACCAGACACAGUUACAGUCAAGAAGGAGGAACUGAGCACAGAAGCACUUUACAAUAUCACAUUCAACUCAAACAGAGGUGACUUUGAGAAUCUUCAAUAUUUGACCAUGGGGUCAGAUGUGUACAUCACAGUUACUGAAGUAAUCAAAGGGAAGGCCAGUCUUGAGAAUUUCACACUUCUGUGGGGCGGCGUCCCAUCACCUCCUCUGACUUAUAAUGCAUCUGAGACUGAGGUGCUGGAAGCAAUAAAUGUGAUGAUCUCAGCAAAAUGUCCAGAACAGAUUCCAACCACUGAGAACAUGAAUGUGAAGUAUUUUCGAGAUUAUGAGCGUGGUAGAGCAUAUUACGGAUACCGGGUCUCUGAUUCUGAAGCUUUCUGUGGCCGUUGGUCUCUAAGAAACCCAUAUUAUAUAUUUCAAUAUUAUGACACCCCAUACAGCCCAGUGACACUACAGACAUACAAUAAUCUCUGCUUAGCCUACAAAGGCCGUCUGGCGAAUGAACUUGGAAUGUAUUUCAGUUACCAAAGCAGCGAUGGUUAUUACGAGCAGAUGAACACACAAAUCUCUGUGCAGUUUGACUCAACGGAUGAGUGGAAAUACAAGUGUGUGGACCUACUGGAUUCCAUUUCGCAAAGCUUUAUAGGCUCUGACUACAAACUGCUCUGGCUCAGUGUGGCUGGAGAGAGCGCUAACUCUGUGUACUACAUAGAUACUGUUCACAUUGGACGGGCAGUAACUGCUUUGGAUCCUUCUGUUAUAAUGCAGAGAAGUCCACCUGCUCUUGGCAGCUCAGGACCUUUCUUUUCCAGUAUUUAUGUGCGCAAACAAGCAAGCGCUUCACAAAUCAGUUAUGAGAUCACAGCAACGCCAUACUACUGUGGCUUUGGCAUCCCAUUGCUUGAAAUCAGCUUUUUGCAGAAAAUGCCAAACAGCACAGAGGACCUAGUGAUUCAACGUCAGGACAAUGCCACAGUCACUAUUAGCCGUGUUCACAAAGCCAGUCCACCUCUUACUGGAACCUUUGACAUUGCAAUUUUUGGUCGACGUGUUGAGGGUCUGCCAGUAAACAUCAGUGAUGUAAACCUGCAGUACGCACUACAGGGGAUCCCAGAGCUCGGCCAGCUGGAAGUGCAGAGAUAUGGAGAUUGUAGAGGCUACACGUGGGACAUCCACUGGCUCACCGUCCCAGGCAAUCAGCCACUGUUAGAGAUUAAUUCCUCUGCCGUGGUCGGCGUGAACCCUUCAGUGACCUCACAUGAGAUCGAGCAAGGAGGCAUCUUUAAACACAGAAUUACGGGAGACUUUCUGCGUAUCCCUACAGAUAAACCACAGGUGGAGGUUUUCAUCAACGGCAUCCCAUCAUGGUGUUCAGGUGAUUGUAGUUUCACAUGGAGUGAGUCUAAGACCCCAACAGUGACAGGAGUUUCUCCUACAGAAGGUUCCAGUGGUUCGGCAACUGUUCUUAACAUUACCAGAUCUGGAUUUGAUGGUGGCAAUGUCACAGUAAAGACGGGUGAAGUGGAAUGUUCUGUUCAAGAGGUCUCAAGUACUUAUAUAACCUGCAAAGUUGGCCCAGCAAGUGCUGGCAUCCAACCAGUGUCUCUGAGAUUCUCUGGCCUGGGCAAUGCCCGAUAUGACAAUAGCGGGGGUUUUAACUUCACACACCAGUUAGGAGUGACCUCCAUAUACCCCACCACAGGAAGUACAGCAGGAGGAGCGAUUCUGACUGUGUUUGGUUAUGGAUUCAGUAUUAAUACAGCUGUCACCAUUGGCACUCAGCCGUGUAAUGUUACUGAAGCAGAAUUUACUCAGUUGAAAUGCAGAGUUCCUGCUGGGUCAGCAGGUCAACAGACUGUAACAGUGACCAUGGGAGAGAUGUCAGCAACAUCAGAUGAAUCCUUCACAUACAACAACAUUCUAAUGGCCACCAUCACUGCUGUCAGCCCCCACACUACAACAGUAUUCGGGCUCAGGAUUCUCACUAUCCAGGGCACAAAUUUUGAGAAGCGGGUUAAUGGCAGCUCUGUUCUGGUUGGUGAGACUGAGUGUGAAUUGUUGCAGUGGACCAAUGAAAACAUUACCUGCAUGCUGUCCAAACUCACUCCAGCUGUAUACGACAUCCACGUGAGAGUCGGGAACCAAGGCUACGCCAGAACCAGUGCUGGUGUUAGUCCCACCAUAGAGGUUGUUCUGAAGGUGACAGGCUUCUCUCCACCAAUGGGCUCUUUGUAUGGAGGAACCACCAUCACCAUCAGAGGCUCUGGGUUCAGCUCGGUCCCAUCAGAGAACAACGUGACUCUGGGAGACACACAAUGCAAGAUAACAGACGCUUCAGACCAACAACUGAUGUGUGUGACCCAGCCUACUGAAAAAAUACACACUGUGACAAACCAAGGUCUCCACCCUGUGUACGGUCAGGGUUACGCCUGGAGCCCGUCUGCACUUAUGGUCUCAGUUGGGGACACAGUGGUUUGGAGCUGGGAGGCACCGGCCUUUGUCUCUGAUCUGGGCUACAGGGUCUUCAGUGUGUCCAGUCUCAGCAGUACUGAUUAUGAUAAUGAAGGCAUUGUUUUCAACAGUGGAGACAACAAAACUGCCAGAGGGUUUUUCAGCUAUCGUUUCACAUCUCCUGGAGUUUAUUACUACAGCAGCGGCUACAUUGACUCUUAUAACUAUAAGAAACUACAGGGCGUAGUGACCGUCAGACCUCUGGAGGAGAGAUCUGUUUGGGUUCAGGUGUCUGUAGCUGGAAUACAGGCCUCUGUGAAUUUAGCCUCAAGGCAGAUGAACUCAUCUGAGUCAGAGUAUGUGGUCAUUUCUGACUGUGUUCGAGAUCAACUGGAACAGAAUGGUACUUCUGAUGGUCUGUACUUCAGUUUUACCUCCUGUGCCAGUCCCACUGUAAAUAACAUUACUCCUAACCACGCCACCACCAAUGACAUCAUCACCAUCCAGGGAUCUGGCUUUAGCAGCAUCUCCUGUGCAAAUGAGGUCAAAGUUGGAAAUCAUCCAUGUCGUGUCAUCAAAAGCAUCUUCAAUGAGAUUAACUGCAAACUCAGUCCUGACAGCGGCGCUCCAUUGGGCACCCUCCUACCCAUAACCGUCCAUGUCAACAACGUGGGUACAGCCAUCAUGACAAUGCCGAACGAGAACGACCGCAGAUUUGUGGUUCUACCUGUGGUUGAUUCUGUCUCUCCCUCUGUGGGCAGCACGACCGGCUACACACGUCUCUCCAUCUCUGGCUCUGGUUUUGUGAAAGCAUCUGUGAUGGUAGCAAAUGUUCAAUGUAAUGUAGUUUCCAUGAACUACUCACAAAUAGUGUGUGACACCUCACCGUCUUCGGCCCGCAGGGGAAACGUCACAGUCUAUGUAAACACCAUCUCUUCCUCUUGCAGUUCUGAGUGCAUGUUUGAAUAUUCUCAGUCUGUUACACCAGUUGUCUCCAGCGUGUCACCUGACUCUGUUACUGGAAACUCUACUACUGUUGUGGUCACUGGCAGUGGCUUUGGGAACAAUAAAGCCGAUCUAAGGGUAUCUGCUGAUGACAUUAUCCUGGAGGUCACACAGAUCACAGAUAACAUCAUCACACUUUUGGUCUGUGCCCUGCCCGCUGGCGAACAUGCCCUAUGGGUGGUGGUGAUGAGUAAAGGUCUCGCCACAGGACUCUUGACCCUGACCAGCACACCACAGGCCACCAUCCAACCAACAUCAGGAAGCAUUGCUGGAGGAACUACACUCUUGAUCGAAGGAAAUGGCUUUGUGGAAGAUAAUACCACUGUGAUGCUUGAUUACGUCCCCUGCCAGAUUUUGGAAGUGACCCCAGACAGAGUGAAAUGUUUAACACCUCCUCAAGCAGAGGGAGAAGUGCGGGUGGAUAUUUGGGUGUAUGGUGUUCAGUACCCACAACAAAGUUUCUACUACACCAUUGAACAAACUCCAGACAUCAUCUCAGUGAGCCCUGCAACAGGUCCUGUUGGAACACAGAUCAGCAUCUCUGGUUCAGGCUUUGGCACAGAAGCAGCGCUCGUCUCAGUGAACAUUGAUGCUGUGGGAUGUAAUGUGACAUCCAUCACAGAUAAACAGCUGAUGUGCACUGUUGGGGAACACGCAGGAGGAACGUUUCCAGUUAGGUUAUAUCAUCAGGUCAAAGGUCAUGCCUUAUCUCAGUCUGUCUUCAGCUAUGAGCUGCUGCUGAAAAGGGUCACACCAAACGAAGGAAGCUAUGCUGGAGGAGCUGUUGUUGCCAUUCAAGGCUCUGGAUUCGACCCAAACACCACCAGAGUUCUCAUCUGUGACAGAGAAUGUAACGUGGACCUGCAGAACUCCACAUCUAACCAACUGUACUGUGAGGUCCCGUACAACAAUGGGAAUGAAACAGAGCAGGUCUGCAUGGUUUCAGUGAUGAAUGGAAAUGAUACAGUCAACAUCACAGCCGGCUACACAUACAGAUCCUCUUUAACCCCUGUGAUCACUGACGUCACACCACGCAGGGGAGGAACAGCUGGAGGAACCAGACUCACUAUUACAGGCUCAGGGUUCAGCACAAACUCCAGUAAAAUUAAUGUGACUAUUGCGGGAUCUGUCUGCGACGUCCAGUCAGCCAAUGAGACACAGAUUAUAUGUGUGACCAAAGAACAACCAAAAUCCCAGGAAACUAAAGUGCGAGUCCUGAUAGGAAACAGAGGAAUCGCCAGAAUGGAACGUGCUGAUUUCUUCUACAUUGACGUGUGGUCAUCUCCCUAUACAUGGGGUGGUCUCUCUCCUCCUGAGAAGGGCACAUUUGCUGUAAUCACUGCUGGUCAGACCAUCCUGUUGGACACCAGCACCCCUGUCCUAAAGAUGCUCCUUAUCCAAGGCGGGCGGCUGAUUUUUGAAGAGGCAGAUAUUGAGCUACAGGCGGAGAACAUUCUGAUCACAGAUGGUGGAGCUUUACAGAUCGGCACAGAGCAGCAGCCCUUCCAGCAUAAAGCCAUCAUCACACUGCACGGACACCUGCGGUCUAAAGAACUUCCUGUCUAUGGUGCCAAGACCCUCGCUGUCAGAGAGGGAGUGCUGGAUCUGCACGGAAUCCCAGUACCUGUAACGUGGACUCGUCUUUCUCAGACUGCACAAAGUGGCUCAAGCACUCUGACACUGAUGGAUGCCGUCACCUGGAAGGCUGGAGAUGAAAUUGUCAUUGCUUCCACAGGGCACAGACACAGUCAGAGAGAGAACGAGUUGAGGAGAAUUGCUUCAGUUUCACAUGACAGUAGGACCCUCAAUCUGACCGAACCCCUCACCUACACUCAUCUGGGUGUGUCAGUCAAUCUGCCUGAUGGGACUGCUUUUCAAGCAAGAGCAGAGGUGGGACUUCUUACCAGAAACAUUGUUAUCCGUGGAUCCAACAACCAGGAGUGGAAUGAUCAGAUACCAGCUUGCCCUGAUGGAUUCAACACAGGGGAAUUUGCAGUCCAGACAUGUUUCCAGGGGAGGUUUGGAGAGGAAGUAGGAAGUGAUGAGUUAGGUGGCUGCAUCAUGUUCCACGCACCACAACCAAACCAAAACCUGGCAAUUGGAAGAAUUGAACAUGUUGAGAUGUUUCAUGCUGGACAGGCGUUCCGUAUGGGACGCCACCCAAUACACUGGCAUCUAAUGGGAGAUGUUCAGUACAAGUCAUACGUGCGUGGCUGUGCCAUCCAUCAAUCAUACAACCGUGCUAUAAACAUCCACAACACUCACAACCUGCUGGUGGAGCGCAACGUCAUCUACGACAUUAAGGGUGGAGCCUUCUUUAUCACAGAUGGUACUGAGACAGGAAACAUCUUGCAGAACAAUUUAGCAGUAUUUGUGAAACUGAGCACACGUUUGCAAAAUGAUGAUGUGACUCCGGCUGCAUUCUGGGUAACAAACCCAAACAACACCAUUAGACAUAACGCAGCAGCCGGCGGGACUCACUUUGGAUUCUGGUACCGCAUGAAUGAUCCUGAUAUUCAAUCUUAUUAUACCAUCUGUCAGAAGAGAGUACCACUUGGGCAGUUCUUCAACAAUACGGUGCAUUCUCAGGGCUGGUUUGGGUUGUGGAUCUUCCAAGAGUAUUUCCCAACGCAGAAUGGUUUCUGCAACUCCUCAACACCAGCACCAGCCGUCUUCCGCCGUCUGACGUCCUGGAACAAUGAGAAAGGAGCUGAGUGGGUGAAUGUUGAAGCUGUGCAGUUCAGUGAGUUCCUCAUGGUCAAUAAUGAGAAAGCAGGAGUGGAGGCCAAGAGGAUCAUUAAGGAAAAUGUCAGUGGAUGGGGGCUGGAAGGAGGUGCAGCUGUGGUAAACAGCACUAUUGUGGGUCAUGUGUCUGAGCUUGGAAAUGAUUACUGCACCACUCAUGGUAUUGUUCUGCCCCUGGAUGAUGGUUUCAGUGUUAUCAACACCAAGUUCAUGAGCUUCAACCGGUCAUCUUGCGCAGCUGUCGGGGUGGCAGAAAUUUCUGAAACCUGCACGUACCACUGUGGAGGCUGGAGCGCCAGAUUCAGUGGAAUCCAAUACUAUCAGUCACCCAACAAGGCCAGAUUCAGAUGGGAGCACGAGGUGGCGCUCAUAGAUACUGAUGGAUCCCUGACAGGUAACAUGAACUCCAAGGUGGUGCCGAUGAGUAACCUGCUCGACCCAAGUCACUGUUCUCAAGCAGCGGAUUGGAGUGUUGGCGUCCCUGGAGCUGUAUGUGACAACACCACUAACUUCCACCGGCUGGUUUUCUACAGUUCCUCGUCAUCUUGGCUUUUGGCUAACAAUGCGAUUCUCACCAACUCAUUUGGGUCAUGUGUGCUUAACUACACAGAUGGCUGGAUGGCACUGGUGCCUACAGGCCAAACAUAUAACUGGGAGUUUGAGCGUGAUUCUCAAAUCAGCAGCCUGUCAUAUUAUGGAACGAUCUACGGCUUUAAGCCAAAGAAUUACAUUAUUCUGAAUCACAACUUUACUCGAGCGCCAGAUGCAUUCCACAUUAUAGAUCACCGAAAAGGUUCGUCUAAACCCCUGGACCCUGCUGUGAAUGUAAAUGGGGACUGGUACUUCAACGAGUUAACAAAGAGCGUCUAUUACCUGGUGUCUGGAAGAGACCAUGUAGCUAGCCGGCGGAGGAGAAACAGUGAGGACCGGUCUCUUAUAGACAGAAAUAUACACUUCUUCUCGUAUCACUGUUACUAUCCAAAGUGUAUCGAACCAACACAACCUCCACACCGUCCAACUUCUCCACCUGGUCUCCCUGGUCCAAAUGUUACAGCAGAUCUACCUGGUAUACUUUUCCCAUCAUUCCCUUUAGCCUCUUUGCCCAGCCCCAGACCUAUGGACCAUGGAUGUACUCUCUGGUCAAAUUCGUUAUUUUGGAUGUCAAGCCCCGAAAACAACUUUGCUGUACCAAAAACAGGCUCUGAUGUGGUCAUUCCAAUAGGCACGUGUGUGAUUGUAGACGUUGUAAUUCCUUCCCUGAACAAGCUGACAAUAUCUGGAGUUCUGGUGAUUCCAGACACAAAUAAUGGCACCUCCAAUAUCAGUGCUUCACAAUUUAACAACGUUGUUCUGAAUGUUACGUACAUCUCCAUUCAGGGUGGACAUUUGAUCGCUGGACAGUUUGAUGAACCCUUUAGAGGUGAACUACAGAUUAUACUGAGAGGAAACUAUCUCACACCAGAUUGGGAGUUGCCUAGAAUAAAUCAAGGGUCUAAAGUGCUGGGUGUGUUUGGGUCUCUUGAUCUAAAUGGCAUGCCACACAAUGUGUAUCACACUAAACUGGCUAGAACAGUCCAGGCAGGAAACAACACGCUCUUUCUGGAGGAAGCUGUUGACUGGAAGGUUGGAGAUAAGAUUCUUCUGUCCACCACUAGUUAUGACCCAUGGCAAACAGAAAUCCGCACCAUAACUGCAGUGUCAGAUUAUGGUCACACACUGAUUCUGGACCAGCCUGUAACAUACACACACAUCGGACAAAGGUAUAAUGUACCAGGAUCUUCUAGAAGCUAUCAACUUGCUGGAAAUGUGGCUCUUCUGACCAGGAACAUCAAGAUCAUUGGACAGGAAUAUCCAGAAAUGAACACACAGUCUUAUGGAGCAAGAGUGCUGGUGGGAACCUUCACAGAAAGAGGAAUAACAUACAGAGGAAAAGCCCAGAUCAGAAACGUUGAGUUCUACCACACAGGACAAGAGGGAUGGAACGACCCGUCAGACCCGCGCUACUCUCUGGCAUUUUUGAACCUGGGAAAUGUGGUGGAUGAGUCCUACAUCAAGGGAUGUGCUUUACAUGAUGGCUUCGCUCCUGCUAUUGGUGUGUUUGGAACAGAAGGACUGAAUAUCGAUGACAACGUGAUCCAUCACACUGUUGGAGAAGGAAUCAGAAUAUGGGGUGAUAACAGCGCUGUCCGGAGAAAUCUGGUUACUCUGACACUGUGGCCAGGAUCCUACAAUGGUGCAGCGGAGAGUACGAACACUGAAUGGAAUGCAGCCAUUGAGGUUAAUGAAGCAACCAACGUGAUUCUUCAAGGGAAUAUUGUUGCUGGUUAUGAACGAGCGGGAUUCAGAAUAAAUGGAGAACCUUGUCCAGAAUCAGGUUCAGUGGCACAAUGGAGUGAGAAUGAAGCACAUGGUGGUCUGUAUGGAGUUUACAUGAAUAAAGACGGACUUGCUGGUUGCUCUCAAAUCCAGGGUUUCACCGUCUGGAGGAGUUUUGAUUUUGGCAUUUAAAUUCAAGUCUUUAUGAAUGUGUUCAUUUCUAAUGUGACCCUGGUUGAUAAUGGAAUGGGCAUCAUGCCUAUUAUUUACAGUCCUCCCUCAAUCAGCCAUGAAUAUGCAGACAAAACCGUCCAUGUACAGGGGUCUCUGAUUGUGGGCAGCAACCCCAAUUUCAACUGUUUGGACACACUGGCAACAACUGAGACCUAUGUUUCACUCAGUGCAAGCCACAGAGCACCACGACCCCCUAAAGGAGGCAGGUCUGGUAUUUGCUGGCCAACAUUUGAAUCUGAACACAACCAAGCACCACAAAGAUCUCACAUCGGACUCGUGAGCUAUAAUGCCAUAGCCGGUUUACUGACGG
This is a messenger RNA of Triplophysa rosa, 10865 nucleotides long. RefSeq names its product fibrocystin-L-like. NCBI's taxonomy places the organism in Eukaryota, Metazoa, Chordata, Actinopteri, Cypriniformes, Nemacheilidae. The coding region runs from base 95 to 10513 and encodes 3472 amino acids. The record is from RefSeq and is a predicted model, not a curated record. The transcript has 67 exons.